Messenger RNA from Solenopsis invicta (red fire ant), 2525 nucleotides. RefSeq lists its product as uncharacterized. Bases 401 to 1735 code for a protein of 444 amino acids. The record is from RefSeq and is a predicted model, not a curated record. Lineage: Eukaryota; Metazoa; Arthropoda; Insecta; Hymenoptera; Formicidae. The transcript is spliced from 4 exons.
AAGAAAAAAUGUUAGCGAGGUCAGCUUUAUGGCAUUCGAUACGCAAUUAUAAUAUGCAUAGUUCCGUGUGCCCAAAGAGCAAUGACCCCAAGGCAUGUUUUCCGGUACCCCUACUAUUUCUCCCAAACUAUAAAUACACUGGUAUCUCUGCUUUUUUAACAAAUGGUUUGGUGGCAUCACAGAGCUCUAUACAUACAUGGAUGACAUUCACAAUCACAGUGACCUUGUUCACAUCUUAUAUAUAAAAUUCUGUAUUCAUCAACGCUUUAGUGCAGGAUUUGCGGUUACAUCGAACGUAUAUACAUACAUACCAGUGAGUGUUUCGAUUGCAGCCUUAAGCUAAGCAGAACAUCUCUAAAGUCUAUUUCUCAUUGCGUUACAAGAAAUUUACUUCGUAAACAUGACGAGUAAUGAUAAACUUCAAAAAGCUGACACUUGCGAGUAUACUUUCAACAAUACAACAAAACUGCGAGCAAAUGAAGAUUUGGAAAAUUACGUAAAGCUGUUACGUGAUACAUUUGACCAGAAUUUAUUUCCGAGCGACUUCGAUGAAUGGACAGUGAGCCAAAAAUACAAAUGGAUUAAUAAGAAUCUGUCCAAAUUCUAUCCGAACGUGCCAGAGUCUUUAUUGAAAUUCAUUCCGGCUUCCUUUCGGCAAGGAGAUUGCGGUCAGUCACCGGUGAAGAAACCCGAAUGGUUGGAUAUGGAUAAAUACCGCAGGGGCCAAAAAUUCGCCCAGGAAUAUUUAGUCGGAAUUACCAUAAGUGUAAUGUUGUCGUUAUUACCUGCAUUUUCUUUCGAAAAUAUUUUAAACCCAGUUAUCCUGGGUAAUCAAUCUCAUACACUCUAUUUGAGUUUUAAAAGGUAUGUAUCGGCUAUACACCGGAUGUUUUCUUGGUUCAAUGGAGAACCAUGGGUAAAGGAAACGCCUGCCUUCCAGAGCAUGCAGAUUACGCGCAGAAAGCACAUGAUAAUAAGAGAAAAACUAUCUCGGAUUGACGAAGUCAAAAAUGCGUGUAAAUUUGCAAAUCCAUGGAGUCCGGAUCGUGAAUUGCUUCUAAAAGAUUUCGCCGAAGCAUGUCCAUUUGAGAAGAUCGGUCAACGACCGUAUAAAUCGUUCAUAGAUUUGCCAUUCAAGCAGAAGUAUGUAAACAGCGCUGACAUGGCAAUGAUUCAAUUGUGCUUUGUAGGCUUCAUUUUACUCUAUCCGCAAGAAUUUGGAGUGCACGGUUGCACCGAUGAGGAUUUUGAGGCUUACUGUCAUCUUUGGAGGUGUUACGGAUAUUAUCUUGGAAUAGAAGAUGAAUAUAAUUUCUGCAGUGGCAGUCUCAAAGAAAUAAAACGAUGCUUCCAAGAUUAUUGUCAAUAUUGGAUGAUUCCAAAUUUGAAGGAAGUGACAAGCGAAUGGGAACACAUUACGAGAUGCAUUGUCGAACCGUUGAAUUAUUAUCCUUUUUUACGCAUGUCUUAUAAGUCCGCGAUGUUACUUAUCAUAAAUCCACUUGAUGUAAACAUGCCGCGUUUAAGCGCAUCUCUUAGCUAUUCAGACUGGAUCAUUUAUAAGAUAUGGAAAUUUAUAUUACGUUAUGCUUUGAAAUUAUCGAGCAUAAGAUUACUUUUUAAUAAAUUAUUACUGAGUUCACUGAAUCAAGUGGUGAAAUAUAGCCCGGAAAAAGAAGCGAAACUUCAAAUGCGAUCUAAGAAACAAACGCCGGAUUUUUCUAUAAUAUUUUAAUGAUAACAUAACAAACUUUUCCUUGAGUUUUUAAACACAUAUUGUAAAUCGAUUAUAUCGAGAAAACAAUGGCACAUGACAGGAAUAAACAAAUAUUUAAAAAAAGUAAUGUUUUUAUAAUAUUUUAAUGGUCGCUGCAAUAAAUUUUAAAUUUAUUUAAAAUAUUCUAAGAAAGCUCAUUUCGACAAAAAUACAUUGCCGUAAUCGAAAGAUUUGCGUUUAUAUAAUCAAUUCCUGUCACUCAGGUGCUGAAUACUCCUUUAUUAGAACGUAUGAUAAUUUAACUAUAAAUAAUAAAAAAUAUAAUUAUAUGAUAUUUUUUCUAAUAUAAUUUGAAUAUAAUUAGUCAUAGUUAUGCAAGAAACGUCCAACCCAUAAAAUUAUAAUUUUUGAAUUAUUGUAAUCAGUGGGGCAAUUCGUACAUUUUUCUACAUAAACAAAAAAGAUCUAAGCCUAAUGUGUGUCUAAAAUUAAUAGAGAACAGUUUUUGUCUAUAUUUUAAAAUUAUUUACAUUUUUUCCAAACAAACUUUAUAUAGGUUGGAUGUUUUUUAGAUAACUAUAGCCAAUUAUGUAAUGCAAUAACAUUAAAUCUUCUCUUUUAUAACAAUUUAACCAUUAUGAAAUAAUAUAUUUUCAGGGUUGGUAAAAUUACUUUAUAAAAAUAACUCGUUACCAUUACCGUUACUCAAAAAUUAACGAAUCGUUACUAUUUUCGUUACUCAUUUUUACAUUAAUAAAAUAUAUUGUAAUAUAUACAAAUUUCUAAAAUAAAUAUUAUAUAAAUAAAA